AUGUUAUACAAACAUCAAAAACAAGCGCUUUAUUUUCUGCUGGAAAGGGAGAAGCCAGAAGAGUAUACAGACAAUGAAAAGAACAAGCUUACAUCUCUGUGGAGAGUGAGACAUCCACCUCACGGGCAUCCUGUCUACCUGAACGUGGUGACUAAUCAAGAGUCAAGCGCGAAGCCAGUAACUAUGCGUGGAGGAAUUCUGGCUGACGAUAUGGGCCUUGGCAAAACAAUCACCGUAAUAUCAUUAAUCACUGCCACACUGGAUAGAGGAAUGUACGCGCGCCUCGCUGCAGCCUCCUUGCUGCCAUUUACGGGUAACGCUAUACAGCUAUCAAGUGCGAUGCCGUCUCCUCCUAGACCAAGUAUCUUGCGGAUAAAAUCUCAUGCUACUUUGAUCAUUUGUCCGCUGUCUACAGUUCAGAACUGGGAAGAGCAGUUUGAAAACCACGUUCAGAAGGAUUUUCUAAAUGUCUAUGUCUACCAUGGAGGGCAACGUGUAGCGGACCCAUCUUUCCUUGCGAAGCAUGAUGUGGUCAUAACAACAUAUAAUCUUCUAGGUACAGAGUAUUCCAAGGAAACUAAAGCAAGAGACCCACAGACUGGAUUGUCCAAGUAUCCGAGCGUUUUGCAACAUGUGGAGUGGUUUAGAGUUGUACUAGAUGAAGCACACAUAAUUAAGGAGGUCAACACGGUGCAGAGUAAAGCCGCAUCGGCCCUUACAGCUGAGCGGAGAUGGUGCUUAACAGGGACUCCCGUUCAAAACAAACUGGAUGAUUUGUAUGCGCUAGUCAAGUUCCUUCAAAUGCACCCGUUUGACGAAAAGGUUCAAUGGACGCACUAUAUCUCAAAGCCAAUCAAAGCGGCCAAUCCCAUUGGAAUCGCCAGGCUGCAGACGCUUAUGAAAGUCAUCACACUUCGCCGUACAAAGUCUCAGAUGGUUGACGGGCAGCCACUCUUAGCUCUUCCUACUCGGACUGACCACAAACGCAUCCUCGAGCUGAGCCUAAACGAACGCCAGCUUUAUCAGCGCAUGGAGUCCCGCGCUAAACAGACUGUAGAUCAGAUUGUCCAAGAAAAUAAGAUUAUGAAGAGUUAUGCACAUAUCCUUCAGGCAAUCCUUAAGUUGCGCCAGAUUUGCGCUCAUUAUGCUCUUGUCAAGAAUUUAGGUGACGAUCAGGAUGCCUCUAUAGAAUUCAAUGUAGCAAAGGCAUCUGAAAUACUGACGCUCCUACAGGAUUCUGGCAACGAUCAAUGCAACCACUGCUUCAAUACUUCCACAACUACGCCAAUCGUGGCUCGCUGCGAACAUAUCUUUUGUCCUGACUGUGUUAAGAAGCUUAAUCCAGUCACAUUCAUGAUGAUCCAGAAGCUGAACGCCAAUGUUAGUGUUACUCCAGGGCUUAAAACCGAAUUCCCGUGUCCGCAAUGCGCUUCUGUGCUGCGCCCUAUCGAUUUGAUCCAGAUUCAAGACGAUCCUGAGGAUAAAAUAACGGGGAUUAGUUCGAACAUAGAUCAUAUUCACACAAGAAGAGACGAAAAUGGCGCCUUGAUCCAUAGCACAAAGGUUAAAGCUCUCUUAGAAGACCUGGUGCAGGCUACAGAGGCCUCUAAGAAGGCUAACAAGUCUAUUGCAAAGAGCGUUGUUUUUUCACAAUGGACAAGCAUGUUGGAUCUAAUUGAGGAUGGUCUUCGUGAAAACCAUAUUAAGUUCACUCGUCUGGAUGGGACCAUGCAACGAAGUGACCGCACUGCAGCCCUUACUGAUUUCAAGGAAAAGGCUGAUGUUGGUGUUAUUCUAAUCAGCUUGAAAGCAGGCGGUGUAGGGCUAAAUUUGACAUCGGCACAGCGCGUUUAUUUAAUGGACCCUCAUUGGAAUCCUGCGGUUGAGAGCCAGGCGAUUGACCGAAUCCACCGCCUUGGGCAAACCAAGCCUGUGGAUGUUAUUAGGUUUAUCAUUAAGGACUCUAUCGAGGAGAAUAUCCUGGAACUGCAGAAACGCAAAGCUGAAUUGUCUGAUAUGACCUUUUCCGAGAAGCUAUCCAAGCAGGAGGUUCUCAAGAGGCGUCUUGAGGACCUGCGUUGUUUAUUCCGGGGCUCCUCUGAUUUGAUAAAAAAGACGCCUGAGAUUACAGCAUAA
This is a messenger RNA of Lobosporangium transversale, 2136 nucleotides long. Its product is annotated as SNF2 family N-terminal domain-domain-containing protein. The record is from RefSeq and is a predicted model, not a curated record. Gene Ontology annotation, molecular function: ATP-dependent chromatin remodeler activity; ATP binding. The transcript has 6 exons. Lineage: Eukaryota; Fungi; Mortierellomycota; Mortierellomycetes; Mortierellales; Mortierellaceae. The coding region runs from base 1 to 2136 and encodes 711 amino acids.